Messenger RNA from Tetrahymena thermophila SB210, 3297 nucleotides. RefSeq names its product kelch motif protein. Gene Ontology annotation, molecular function: protein binding. The record is from RefSeq and is a predicted model, not a curated record. The transcript has a single exon. NCBI's taxonomy places the organism in Eukaryota, Ciliophora, Oligohymenophorea, Hymenostomatida, Tetrahymenidae.
AUGUUAGCUAGCAGAAACUAUUCUCAAUUUGGAGAAAACUCCUCACAAAAUUCACGAAACAUGACUCCAAACUAAUAGGUUAUGGGUAUACCAAAGAUAAUGUGUGGAGAUCAUUAGGGAUUUUUUAUCACUCACUUUUGUAGUAAGAUUUAAUGCUUGAAAGGGUUAUGCUAAAAAUGUAUAAAAGAGCAUAAUCAAUAUCAUAAAGACAGAAAAGAAUAUGCCGAAAUCGAAACGCUAGAAGACAUAAGCUCAAAUUGUCAAUAGAAAAUACACACUUGCUUGAAAGAUUAUACAGAAGAAUAAGAAAAUAUUCAGCAACAAAUCAAAUCAGAGGAGUAACAUCAUAAAUCGCAAUAAGUACUAUAGAAAAUGAGCGAAGCAGAAAGCUAAUGCCAAAAUAUUGUCUAAAGCUACUUCAAAACAGUAAGAAAGGAGUAUGAAAUAGCAUUAAGAAAAAUGGAUGCUGAAAAACAAAAAAUGAAUAAAUAGCUUUAGGAAAUAGAAAAUGAAAAAAAUAAACUUAACGGCUUCCUACGUGAGCUGCAAGAAAAUCAAUUUCAAAUUAGUACUCUUUAGCAUUUACUUAAGCUAGAUUUUAGUAUUUUCAUAAAUGAAAAGCUAGGUGUAAUAGGUUAAUAUUUUGAGUAGCUGAUAUCAGUUACUCCAAGCAUUACCAUAAAUUUUGAAAACGUUCAUAGAUAAAUUUAUGAAAUCUGCUAAAACACUUGUUUCUUAACAUAUUCUGGAUAGUCUCCUAAAUAAAAAAGCAUCACACAAUUAAGGUAAGAGAUAUCUAUCAAUAAUCGCAAGGCAAGCACUCCAUCAAAUUUUAAUGGCACAAGUGAAUAGAAUGGAAAUUCUCAACGUCAUAUCUCACUUUCUCCUUUUAAAUCUAAUAACUUUAAUGUUCCUCUUACAUAACAAAUUAAUUUUAAAGACAGCAGUUAAUUUUCUUAGAAUUCUGAGCGUAGUUAUAAUGAGUUUUCUGGAAUGCAGUAACAAAGAAAUAAGAGCUAUUCUCCAGCUCCUGACAGUAGGGUAGUAGCUUAAUAAACUUCAUCUGUAGUUAGACCUAACUAAUAACCUAAGAUACCUAUUUUAAAUAAUGUAGAAAACAGCUAAUCGCAGCAGGAUGAUAAAUACACACCAGUUAGCAAGAAAAUGAAGAUGAAAAUAUUUGAUACUAAACCUAAUCUUUUGUCAUCACCUAGACCUCCAACUAAUUCGAAUUAAUAAUCUUUAAAAAGCUCAGUAGCUAGAACAAUCGGAGAAAACAAAAUUAAUGGCUAAUAUCAAAGUAAUAUCUUGUAAUCUAAUAACAUAAACAAUGUGCACUCUUCUUAGAAUAUAACUCCUAACUUUUUGACUGGCAAAAAUAGUAAUGCUUAAAACACUGGUUUUUCUAGCUUUAACUCAAACACUCCUUAAUCAUUUAACCCUCAAAAUGAAAAUCAGAUAUCCUCUUUAAACAACUUAAGCAGCAACAAUAAAUUUGCAGAAAACAACAAAAAUUUAAUCCCUUAGUAAUCUAAUUUUGCAAAUAUUAAGUUUAAUCCUACUCCAAGAAAUGAAAUUCAAAUAAACUCAAAUGAUAUUCCUUAAAAUUAAUAGCUUUAAUUCAGUAGAAAUGAGCUUUUAAACAAUAACUAGUCAUAAGCAGGUUUAGCUUAAAAUCAAUUGACAGCAGGCUAUCCUUAAUCUUAGUUCGGCCAAAGUAUUUAACUGAGCUAGUAUAAUAAUAACAACAGUAAUAUAGGAGGUAACAAUCUUUUCUAAUAAGAUAUAAACAAUAGUAGCACUUCAUAAAUGAAAAAUAUGAAUGAAGUUAGCUCUUCUAAUUUUAAUAGAGGAAAUUCUUUCAACCCUUCACAAGCUUAAGAUAAAGAUAACUACAGCUAUUCCAAUAAUAACAUUAAUAUGCUAUAGCAUAUCCCUUAAAAAUAUAAAUAAGUUUAAAAUGUAAAUUAAUUCAUUCCAGAAGAGUCCUAAGACUAUUAACAAGAAUCUUAGAACUUAGGCCUGAAUCGAAAUAAUCAUAAUCAACAAUUUAAUAAUAUUUAGUCCCCUCAAAACGAUAUUUAUGGAAUUUCAGCUUAAAAUAUUACAAGUAACAUUCCUUAAUAAUAUAAUUCGUAAUAUAAUCCUUAGAGUUAGUAAUAAUCAACCAUAAACAAUAAUCCUAAUCACAAAAAAAAUAAUCAAGAAGAUGCUUUUAAUACAAAUAACAUGAAUAGCCACAGGUAAAUAGAAGUAAAGGACUCAAGAUAAAAAGACUUCUAGGUAUAAAUGGCUAAUUACCUAAAGUAAGAAAGCAAUUACCAAUAUCUACAUUUCUUCCAGCCUAAAAGCAAUAUUCUUCAUAUUGUUAAUAUACAGGAUGUUAAAUAAGCUUCAAAUGGAUCAUCACAAAGUAGUUAUUUGAAAUUCUAUUAAAUACAAAUGAAGACUGAUGAUCCUUCAUUCACUGUACCUAGAUUCCAUAAAUCUAUUACACUCCGCGAUGGAAGCAUUUAUUUAAUGGGUGGAGUUUCGCCUUCAUCUAACCACUCUAAAACAGUCUAUAAAUAUGAAUUUACAAAAAAUAAACUCUAAGCUGUUUCUGAGAUGAUAACAGGUAGAAGUGGAUUUGGAUGUGUUUAUUCUCCUUUUAAUAAUAGCAUUUAUGUAAUUGGAGGCGCUUGUGACGAAGAUGGCGUUACAAAUCAAUGUGAAAGAUAUGAUCUCAAUACUAACAAAUGGAGUUCGAUUUCUUACUUAAAUAAUCCUACAUUUAAUCCUGCUGUUUGCUAUUUCUAAGCUCCUAAUGGAAAGAAUUAUUUAUUCAAAUUCGCUGGUAAAAUUGAUGAUGAUAAUUUAGAUACCACAAUUGAGAGGUAUGAUUUGUAGAGUGAUAGAUGGGAAAUUAUACCAACUUAAACAUAAAUUCCUAUUUUAUUAAGUAGUGCUAACUGUUGCUAGAUUAACAGUAAUAACAUUUUGGUAUUUGGUGGAGCAUAUACAUAAUCUCAAGAAAAAGCAAGUACUUGCUUCUUACUUAAUGUUAAUCUUGAUUCAAUCACUAAAAACUAGCUUGUACAUGAAAUUAAAGGCAUAAACCAAAUAGAAUUACCAAAUUCUGAGGGUUUUUCAAACUAACAAUCAUUUAUUCAUGACAACUAGCUUUAUACAAUACAAAAUGUUUCUGAAAAGAAAAACCCUGAAAUAAUUUAUCUAGACAGAAAAAGAAUUAUAAGCUUUAAUUCACAAAGUUGGAUGGUCUUAAAUAAUAUUGAACUAUUAGAAAAAAAUAGCUGA